AAAAAAACCUUUGUGUUAUUGUAGCUCGAUUUUGAUAUCUUAUAACAACACUGUUUUUCGACAACAAGCGACAUGUGUGCCGCAUUUAAACUCCUUCCCAAAAUGCUUGGUGGCCGCCGGCUAUCUGAGAGUUUGCUUCUUUUAAUACCCGGCGUACACCGACGUUUGGAGACAAGUUUUCCCUUUUACUAACCCUCGCUUUAAUGUUACCGGGAUGCCCCGGUGAAAAUAUCUAGUCUAUCAGCUGCUCGGUUAGCUUUUAGCACCGUGACUUCUGUAUUUGUCAUAAUCUGUGACAUAUUUACCCGUGUCGCGCUAUUUAGGUCGUAGCGAAUAUUUAAUUACUGUCGCAUCAAACCGGUUAUUGACAUUCCUCGCUUUUAAAGCAUUGUGGAUAAGUUAUUAAUUGUAUACAGGUGACCUUGGAUGUAUAGAAGUAGCCUAAUAUUAGCCACCUAGCAUUAAUGCUAGCUUGCUUCGUCAGUUAACUUUUAUUAUUCUAAUUUUCACUUCUGUGGAAGAUGGGGGAUGAAGCCUACUCGGACAUUAGUGGCAAAACAAUAUCUCUGGAGUGUCAAAAUCACUCUAGCUUUUGCAGGGAGUUCACUGUCAGCUCCCCUAAAAUGUCCAUCGGUAAGGUGAUGGUGUACACCUGCUGUGUGUGGCUGGCUGCAUAUACUGUGUUCUUCUUCACUCAAAACACCGCCGUGCUGUCCAGUGCCAUCCUGGUCACCCUGGUUGGAAUGAUGCUCCACAUCCACUUUGUGAAGGUGGAUCAUGAGUCGGUGCUCAUCAUCGGCACUGUGGGCAUCCAGGUGUCCUCCAGCUACGCCUCUGGGCGAGAAACGAGCACUUUCAUCGAAAUGAGCCAAGUCAAGGACAUCGCCAUCAACGAAGCUAUUUACUUGCAUCAAAUCAUCUAUUACCUCUGCAUACUUCUGAAGGACCCUUCAGCUCCUGAUGGAGUGUCACGUAUCGUUCCCUUGUUUCAGAGCUCAAAGCCAAGGCUGAAGUGUUUGACUAAAGUUUACAAAAGCUGUCAGGAGAUUCUCUAAGUGCUGACAACAGUCAAGGCCAGGUCAUGAUUUUAUACAUUUGCUUAUUUUAUAGAGGAUUUUCUCUUGUUUUUUCCCCUUUUCCAAAGUGCAUGAAUACAUUCACACAAUAAUAAAGGGUCUGUUUGCAA
Nerophis lumbriciformis (worm pipefish) is the source of this 1186-nucleotide messenger RNA. RefSeq names its product phosphatidylinositol glycan anchor biosynthesis, class H (gene pigh). Gene Ontology annotation, biological process: GPI anchor biosynthetic process. NCBI's taxonomy places the organism in Eukaryota, Metazoa, Chordata, Actinopteri, Syngnathiformes, Syngnathidae. Gene Ontology annotation, cellular component: glycosylphosphatidylinositol-N-acetylglucosaminyltransferase (GPI-GnT) complex. The record is from RefSeq and is a predicted model, not a curated record.